This is a messenger RNA of Bathycoccus prasinos, 216 nucleotides long. RefSeq lists its product with no specific name. The coding region runs from base 1 to 216 and encodes 71 amino acids. The transcript has a single exon. The record is from RefSeq and is a predicted model, not a curated record. Lineage: Eukaryota; Viridiplantae; Chlorophyta; Mamiellophyceae; Mamiellales; Bathycoccaceae.
AUGCACUCGAAGAGCUUACUUUUCGCCGGCUUAUUCCCAUUCACUGGGGCGAUGUACUUAUUUCUCGUCAUGCCACUGGCGACGUGUUUCGCGUUUCCCCAGGAUUUACCUUCCAAUGUGAACCCGUUGAAGCCGAAAGAUUACGCGUUUUUGGUUAAGAAGACGUGGUUCGCGAUGAAGCGGAAUAACUUUAAAGUGGAGGGAAAAGAUUUAUAA